AUGGUUAGCUUUCGGCAAAAUCCGGCUUUAAAAGAACCAGUCAAAACCCUGAGUUACACAUUGAGACAACCCCAAAUAGUAAUGAGAAAAGAUGAUGAUUUGAAUAUGGGUGCUGCAGAUUUAGUUUUAUCUUAUAACAAAGUCUUGAAAGCAGUACAAAGAUUACUAAAAGAAGUUACGAGACCUCCAAAACACUGCGGGAUAGAUGCUUGUGCAAUUUAUAAAACUGAAUGA
Messenger RNA from Arctia plantaginis, 234 nucleotides. NCBI's taxonomy places the organism in Eukaryota, Metazoa, Arthropoda, Insecta, Lepidoptera, Erebidae. The record is from the annotation of a GenBank genome assembly.